AUGUCAAAAGAAGAAUUUAAUAGUGAACCUAGUAAAUUAGAUGAAAUACAUUUAAAAGACGCCUUAGCUCACAAUAAAGCUCUGCAUUUUACAUCCAGGUAUAUGUACUUAACGCUAUGGGGAGACGAAGUCUCAAAUCAAACACAAUUCAAAGAGAUAAUAGAUAGAAUAGCCGGGGCAACAAAUAAUGUACAAUAUGCCCAUAUCUCUCCAGUUGAAAUUGAUGAAACGAAUCCAAAGCCACAUCAACACUUAUUGAUUGUAACUAAAAGACCCAAAUCAUUCAAAGCAAGACCAAUUAUAAAUCAUGCAGAUGGAACUAAGCAGACAUUUUGGUAUACGCGGGUGAAUUCAUACACCUCAAGAACUGGUGAUAUAUCCGCAAUUAUUAAGUACAUAACAAAGAAAGGUGCUGGCAUGUUUAAGGGAGAUCCUUCAAAUAAAGAAGACUUGAAGCAGACAUGGGUUAAUGCUCUAACAGAUCUAGAUUCUUAUCAAGACUACAAUGAAUUAGAAAAAAAUUUACUAAGUAUAAAUGCUGAAAAAUAUAUCCAGCAAGAGGGCAAGAUUAAAGCUCGCUGGAUGCGCAAGAACGCUAGAAGAUUAGACGUAGAACAAUAUACAAGAACAGACUUAUUCCCAUGGAAAGAAGAUAUGGAGGAAAUACAAACGAUCCGUAAAUGGUUACGCUGUGCACAAGGGGACAAAUAUAGAAUGGGAAAUCUAUUCAUUGUAGGUCCAACCAAGACAGGAAAAACCGAAUUCGCUAUCCAAGAAAUAUUUCUAAAAUAUAAUACCUUUAUGUUAAGAGGAGACUCUCUCUUCGAUGCAUAUGAUGAUGAACAAAAUUAUAAGUUUAUAUUAUUUGAUGAUAUAAAUUAUGAUAGAAAUCUAAUUAGACUUAUUAAAGCAAUUACAUCAACCAUUAAUAAAAAAACAAUGGUAAAUAUUAAGUACUCUAAAGCAAUAGUUACUGCGAGACCUUGUAUUCAUUUAUUAAAUCAAAAAGAGUACGAAGGAGUUGUAGAUCUCAUGAAAUACAAUGGCGGGUAUAGUUGGUGGAAAAGGAAUUCUUUAACAGUUUUUAUUGAUAAAAAAUUGUAUAAAGAUCCAACGGAAUCUGAAAAAGAUUCAGAAGACAUGGAACAACAGGAAGAGAAUUACAAUGCAUUAGAAGAUCUCCAAGAUAAAUAUGAUGAAAUAAAAGACAUGCCAGAAGAUCAAGAAUCAGAAGACAUAAGCCCUAUUGAGCACCUUUCUUUUUACUCAAGAGUAAUGAAUCUAAUGGAAUCAUUAGGUUAUAAUGAAGAACAAUUAGAAGAAUUAAAUAAGAAGAUGAAAGAAGCCAAAAAAGAUAAGAAACUGAACAGAAUGUUGAACGAGUCACAAGAGAAUAAUAGUAGCAUAAUGGAAGAGUGGAACGAUGAUUUAGAAAAUUACCAGCUUGACAACCCAUUAGGUAUGAAUAAAAAAGACUUUGAACAUUUUGAAAGAGAGAAUAUGACAUCCUAUGAAAAACAAAGAAGUAAAUAUUUCAACAACACGCCCAAUGACAAUACUAUGGAAGAAGAAGACUAUGAUGAUGAUGAUGAUUAUUCCAAUGGACCAUUAGAACACACACCUUUUGGAGGGAAAAAUGAUGAUAUAGACAUAAUAUAUGACUAA
Entamoeba dispar SAW760 is the source of this 1665-nucleotide messenger RNA. RefSeq lists its product as uncharacterized. The record is from RefSeq and is a predicted model, not a curated record. The coding region runs from base 1 to 1665 and encodes 554 amino acids. The transcript has a single exon. NCBI's taxonomy places the organism in Eukaryota, Evosea, Mastigamoebida, Endamoebidae.